GAAAACACUAACGCUCCGUUCUGAUGAACACGACUCAGUCUAGCCCGGCCUUGUUUCUCGAUAUAAGUCCUCGACCAAUGCCCGUCCUCCUUUUUGUACUACUCCCUUCUCCUCUCUCCUCUCCCCUCUCCCCUCUCUGUAUCAUUUUCAUUCCCAACGGCAGCAGUGUUUGCUCGACCCGUAAACCCUACAUCCACCUGCAAGCACUGAGUACACGAGAUGUACCGCUUCUUCCCCCACACGGAAUACACAGAAGACCAGCCGUACGCACGCACGAUCCUCACCACCCACGUCGCCGCACGCGCCUUCACCCUCGGAUCCGGCAUAGGUCUCGCAAUCGGCGGGACUUCGCACCUCGUUGAUCUUGCUCGAGCUCGUUCUGCCACCAAGUCCUCUCUCCCCUCUUCAUCGACAUCUCCACUUCCACCCACCGCCUCCGGUUCCCUCCCCCUCCCCAUCAAAGGGAACGUCAAUGGCAACAACGUUAAACCACCACCACACUACCCCCUCCCAACCCGCCUCCUCCGCUCCUCCGGCUUCUCCUCCCUCUUCACCUCCGCCCUCCUCUGUGCCCUCAUCUUACCUUAUCAAAUGUCUGGCCGCGAACCCAUAGAAUGGCAGGAUCGGACGUGGAGAUUGCUAGAGAAUAAGGGACAGAUGGAGGUGGAUGAGUGGACGGGUGUAGGGGCGGGGGUGGGGUUGGUGGGUGGGUUGGUUGCGCGUCAAAGGGGGAGUGGAAUGGGAGGGCGUGGGUUGGAGACUGGGGCGGUCAAGUUGGGGGUGAGGGGUGUGGUGGGCGCGGCGGGGGUGGGUAGUUUGGUGGGGUUGGCUGGGUAUUUUGGGUGGAGGUAUGGGUGGAAGGGAGGGAAGUGGGAUGAGGAUGAGGAUGAGUGAGUGGAGGAGCUAGCAGGCGAGCCGGUGGAGGAGCUCGCAGGAGAGCCGGUGGAGGAGCUCGCAGGAGAGCCAGUGGAGGAGCUCGCAGGAGAGCCGGUGAAGGAGCUCGCAGGAGAGCCGGUAAGGGAGGAGAGGUGUGGCGGUCGCGGUCGCGUAUGAUUGCCUCCGUGUUCGGGUGCUUGUCAUUUUAGAUGCAAAGCAAAUAUAUAUAUCUCGUGUCCGCUCUAAUUCAUUCAGACCCACCUUUCAUCUAAACCAACGACUACCGUCCGCAACAGUUACAGUCACAGUCAACCUAUGUGCAUACUCCCCUCAGUGCCUCUGCGCAUCAAAAACGCCUGCUCUC
This is a messenger RNA of Stereum hirsutum FP-91666 SS1, 1240 nucleotides long. RefSeq lists its product as uncharacterized. Lineage: Eukaryota; Fungi; Basidiomycota; Agaricomycetes; Russulales; Stereaceae. The transcript has 2 exons. The coding region runs from base 220 to 894 and encodes 224 amino acids. The record is from RefSeq and is a predicted model, not a curated record.